Messenger RNA from Cucumis melo (muskmelon), 1551 nucleotides. RefSeq names its product tryptophan N-monooxygenase CYP79A68. Bases 1 to 1551 code for a protein of 516 amino acids. The record is from RefSeq and is a predicted model, not a curated record. The transcript has 2 exons. Gene Ontology annotation, molecular function: heme binding; monooxygenase activity; oxidoreductase activity, acting on paired donors, with incorporation or reduction of molecular oxygen. Lineage: Eukaryota; Viridiplantae; Streptophyta; Magnoliopsida; Cucurbitales; Cucurbitaceae.
AUGGUGGUUGCUUUCAUUUUGUUUUAUGGUAAAAGACGAAACAAAUAUUGUGUUGGUAGUACAGCAGCAGCAUUACCACCUGGCCCAAUUCCAUGGCCUAUCGUCGGCUGCCUCCCAACGUUAUGGCGGAAGAAGCCGAGAUACCGAUGGGUACAUAAGAUAAUGGAAGAGCUCAACACCGAAAUUGCAUGCAUUCGAAUCGGAAAAAUCCACGUGAUUCCCGUGACAUCUCCAGAACUCGCUAUGGAGUUCCUAAAGACACACGACUCUGUCUUCGCGUCGCGGCCGAUCACCGUCACCACCGACAUGUUCAGCGACGGUUUCCUCACAGCAGGUGUAGCGCCGUGGGGAAACCAAUGGAAGAAGAUGAGAAGAAUACUCACGUCGGAAAUACUGAGUCCCGCGCGACACCGUUGGAUGUUGUCGAAAAGAACGGAAGAAGCCGACAAUCUCCUUCGUUAUGUAUUUAGUCUAACGAAAACAACACCGACGUCGGUAAGUGUGAGAAGCAUAACGCAACAUUAUUCGGGGAAUGUGAUGAGGAGAAUGAUGUUCAAUAGAAGAUAUUUCGGGAAAGGGAGGGCAGACGGGGGGCCAGCGACGGAGGAAGAAGAACACAUUGGAGCAUUGUUUACGAUGCUUCAACAUGUUUAUGCAUUUUGUGUUUCAGAUUACAUGAGUUGUUUGAAGGCAUUUGAUUUGGAUGGGCAUGAGAGGAUUGUGAAGAAGGCUUUGAAUGUUAUUAGAAAAUAUGAAGAGCCAAUUAUUGAUGAGAGAGUUCAACAAUGGAGAGAUGGGAAGAGGAUUGAAGCUGAGGAUAUGUUGGAUAUUUUCAUUUCACUCAAAGAUGAAAGUGGGGAGCCAUUGUUGUCUGUUAAAGAGAUUAAAGCACAAAUUACUGAACUACUUCUUGCGACAGUAGACAAUCCAUCAAACGCCGUGGAAUGGGCCAUGGCGGAGAUGCUAAACCAACCCCAACACCUCCAACAAGCCACCGGAGAGCUCGAUAGAGUAGUAGGAAAAGAGAGACUUGUUCAAGAAUCCGAUAUCCCAAACCUCAAAUUCCUCACUGCCUGCGCCAGAGAAGCUCUUCGCCUCCACCCCAUUGCUCCUUUCAACCUCCCUCACAUCGCCACCACUGACGUCGUCGUCGCCGGCUACCUCAUUCCCGCCGGCAGUCACGUUCUCCUAAGCCGCCUCGGCCUCGGAAGGAACCAUAGAAUUUGGCCUGACCCUAUGAGAUUUGACCCGAACCGCCAUCUUCAAGAUCCGGGCGCUGAUUUGGGCCUGGCUGAGCCCGAUUUGAGGUUUAUUACAUUUACUAGAGGACGAAGAGGGUGUAUGGGCGGCACUCUUGGGACGGCCAUUACGAUGAUGCUUUUGGCUCGCCUCGUGCAGGGAUUUACUUGGCAGUUGCCGCCUGGUGUGGCAGCGAUUGAGUUGUCGGAGUCCGAUCAGCUGUUUCUUAAGGAUCCUCUGUUUGCAUUAGCUCAGCCGAGGCUGCCGGAGUCUCUCUACCCUAAUUUUGAAAUAGAGAAAAAGGAUUUUUGA